AUGUCACUCAAGGUCGAGGAUGUCGGGCCUCCACCGCAUCUCUUUUCGGGCAGGUCUGCUACAUGGCCUAGCUCCUACACUUCUCAAGCUUGUUCGCUAGGCUCAUCGCCCGCGUUAAAGUCUCCCGAGCAGCCUCACACAUACAGCCGCAUGCACGAAAACCCCAUGUCUUCACGCAACACGAUUAACAGCCUCCCAACAACCGGCUGGUAUGAACCGUCUAUCUCAGCCAACGACUUCCAGUACACCGGAUACGAACAGUACAACCCGCCUCGGUCUUCAGAGGUCCUUUCUCCACAUUCGUCCACGUACCGGCAUGGAAGUCAGGUAUCCUCAUUAACAGCACCCACGGAUUCAUCAGCAAGAGUGAUAUCGCCAGUGCCAGUGUAUCCCCAUAGUUCGUUGCUCAGCGAAACUGCACAGCAGUCAGUCGAGCUACAACAAGCCUCGGACGUCGCCUCGCAGCGGUCGCCGAAUCACGCAAAGGUCGAAUCACACGGUCAACCGCCGUCCCACGGCACCUUUUCGGUUCUGCAGCCUGUUCCGAGCCCAUCCGCAUGGUCUAUUGAUUCACUAGGAAUCCACACGCCUUCGUUGCAGUCUGACUCGUAUUUUGCGAACUUUACGCAGCACCAACGAGGCCUUCGCAGCGGAGAAGGUUCCAUCGAAAUGGCGUUGACUGCGCCGCAGCCGCGCCGUGUAUUCACGCCCAUAGCGCCUCAACCCAUUGACACGCCACGAUCGAUGGCAGCAAAAAGGUCAAGAGAUGAUGACGAGUCGGCGGAGCUAUCGAAGAGGAGGCGGCGGUCCGAAUCGACCAAUUCGACGCAGCUUGAGCUCACUGAAGAGGACAAGUUGCUGCUGAGGUUGAAGGAGGAGGAGUUGAUGCCGUGGAAAGACAUUGCAGCGCGGUUCCAGAACGACUUGGGCAAACAGUACCAGAUCCCCGCACUGCAAAUGCGGCUGAAGCGGCUACGGGAGCGAAUGCGGGUGUGGGGCGAGGCGGACGUCAGGGCUCUCCGCAUGGCGCAUGAGUAUUGGGCGCAGAACAAGUUCGACAUCAUUUCGCAAAAGAUGGCCAAGUUUGGCGCUCAGGACAAGUGGACGGCCCGUCAGUGCGCACGCAAGUGGGCAGAGAACGAUGCGCUGCCCGCAGCCAUGCCGCAGCACGACCAGCACGCGCAGCACACGUUCACGCCGUACUCGAUGAGCCCGGCGGAGCCGACGACGACAUUCCUGCCGUACAUGCACUCUUAG
Didymella exigua CBS 183.55 is the source of this 1257-nucleotide messenger RNA. RefSeq lists its product as uncharacterized. The coding region runs from base 1 to 1257 and encodes 418 amino acids. The record is from RefSeq and is a predicted model, not a curated record. NCBI's taxonomy places the organism in Eukaryota, Fungi, Ascomycota, Dothideomycetes, Pleosporales, Didymellaceae. The transcript is spliced from 3 exons.